GGUUGCCUCGGCCCUACUUUUUUUUUAUUUUCCUUCUUUUCCUUCUUCUUCCUUCUUCCUCUUGGGCAUUAAUAUCUCUUCAUCUGUCCCCGUCGCAACUCUCUUCAUUCCUUUCUUCUAUAUACUAUAUUACGCUCCGUGCGACGUGUAAAUACCGCAAAAAUGGUUGAGAAGCUCUACGUCACAUACAACGAUGUGCACAAGAUGUGCCAAAAGUCCGCUGAGAAGCUUCUCGCCGACUUCCAGCCCCAGCUUCUGAUCGCCAUCGGUGGCGGUGGUUAUGUUCCCGCUCGAAUUCUCCGAUCUUUCCUCAAGAGGGCCGGCUCUCCCAACAUCCCCAUCCAGGCCAUCGGUCUCUCCCUCUAUGAGUCUCUCGGCAACGAUGAGGUCGAGGCCCCUGGUACAAAGGUCACCCGAACACAGUGGCUCGACUUGACCGCUCUCGGCGAGAUGCAGAACCUCGUCGGAAAGCGAAUCCUUAUCGUUGACGAGGUCGACGAUACCCGAACAACCCUCGAGUACGCUGUCAAGGAGCUUGAGAAGGAUGUUGAGAUCGCUCGUCAGCGCAUGGGCGCGGACGCUCCCGCUCCCAAGACCGAGUUCAGCAUUUUUGUCCUCCACAACAAGGACAAGCCCAAGAAGGGAAAGCUCCCCGAUGAUAUGCUUGCUACCCGUUACUCCGCUGCCGAGACCGUCGGCGACGUCUGGAUCAACUACCCCUGGGAGGCCAUCGACAUCGACGAGCAUGACAGGAACGCCAGCCUGCAGACCAAGAGCAACUAAGUGUUUUCUGAGAAUUCGGAGUUGGGAAAAUGGCGCACAGAUUUAAACGAGAUAUCAUAUACUUGAUGAAUGAGAUUCCUGAACUAUCGGUUCAAAAGAUUAUCUAUACAAUGAUGCCACCCAAACAGCACCAGACACGAACUAGUUCGAGCUGCAAUGCGAAGGAAUCCUGCGCCUGCUAACAUCUAACACACCAGAUACCCGAUUUCCGGUCGCCUCCUUCCAGUACUUAAGACUUAACUUUUUCAGUUCAUCUCGUCUAUCUUGGACCCGGUUCCCAAGAAAACUCAAGCCUAAGUUCAUCACAAGUAUCUCGCGGGAGAUAAGGGACGGGUAGCGAUCGAUGUAUUCCGGCGAGUCCCGUGACAAGAUAUUCUCGCUCGCGAGAGCGUACGCUCGGAUGAAGCUCUCGUAAGAACACAUCUUCAGCUCCCACUUUUCCCCAUCGGCUUUGUCUCGCGGCAACGGAGGUCGCGGCCAUACUGUAUUGUUAUACACAGCUUCGGCCAUGGCCUUUGUUUCGUCUUGGCCUGGCUGCAGAGGCUUGCAGUCGCCAAAGUCGGUCAUCCACAGCCGCGUAUGACCUUUCUUAUCGGGUGCAAGAUAGAACUUGACCCCAGCUGCAUCUAAGUUGCACCUCCAGUGGAGUAUUGCAAGAGAUACGCCCAUCUUCUCACACCACAAUUCCAGGCGUUGCUCUGUCUCGUGCUUGAGCUGGUCGAGAUACACGGGGCGGGAGAGGAGUCUUGUGCUUAGGGGCUCGUCUGGAGGUGCCAUCAUGCCGAGAUGAACUCGAAACCUGACGUUUGACAAGUUCGGGUCCUUUUUGACUGACUCUCGAAUACUGGAAUCAACAAAUGUGCGGGCAAGAGCGCGGACUGUGGCUGGUUGGAAAGGCGGAAUAAAGCUGGUAACGUAUCCCGCUGUUGCGAUAUCUUGUCCUUCAUGAUCAUGAUAGAUAACAUCGGACACGAAAUCUGGGAUAUAGGGCGAUCUAGGCCCUUGGUAUCGAUCGCAACGGCGAUUGAAUUUGCCCUUGUCACGGCGUCUCGGUCCUGUGCUUAUUUCGAACGCAGGAUCAUCGUGUUGGUCAUAAAAUUUCCGUGUCGCUUGUGUCCAUGAGAGAUCCAUUUGCUUUACGACCAACAUAUGGUUUUGCACCUCUCUCUUGAUAGCCUCGGGAUUGUCAGAAAGUUUAGCGGCAUAUGUUACGCCUCCGACUUGGACUUUGUGGAUGUUUGAGUUGUUGUGGCAGGGUAGCUUUGUGAGUUGGUAUUCCGCUGCAUCCCAGGGUUCCCGGAGGCGCCAGGAGGAGCCAUUGUACGAAGCGAGCUUUCUGGGGUCACAGUCGUACUCUGUGCUGAGAGCAUAUUUGCUGACUCCUUCCUGUGUAUUAGUCGUGUUGUCUUCUUGUGCGAGUAGGGUAACGACGUGAGGAAGGCGGUGCUUUUGAGUGCUUGCCAUGGUGUUAUGGGGAGCCUCUGCUUCAACAGCUGUUCUAAAAAGGUUGUUGAGGUUUCGCGGUGUCGGAGCGAAAUGAGUUGCUCGUGCUUCAGGAUAAACGCCCUGAGGAUGGUUGUGAAUCGCGGAGGCAGAAAACAUUAGAGGUUCAAACAGAACGGCAAUGGAAGCGGGUCAGCGCAAGUCUUAUACGCCAGGCUCAAAGUUUGCGAUACCAAACUGCUCCCACUUUAAAAGUUUAUAUAAUAUAUAGUUUCUUGUCUAUAGUCUAAUCGUCAACUCUAUCAUCCAAACCCCCAAUGAGUAAAAUGAAAACAAGGG
Molecule: messenger RNA, 2565 nt
Organism: Fusarium verticillioides 7600
Lineage: Eukaryota; Fungi; Ascomycota; Sordariomycetes; Hypocreales; Nectriaceae
Exons: 3
Coding region: 163-783 (206 amino acids)
Biological process (GO): GMP salvage; XMP salvage; IMP salvage
Cellular component (GO): cytoplasm
Molecular function (GO): hypoxanthine phosphoribosyltransferase activity
Source: RefSeq, a predicted model, not a curated record